This is a messenger RNA of Chaetomium globosum CBS 148.51, 2112 nucleotides long. RefSeq lists its product as uncharacterized. The transcript has 6 exons. Bases 1 to 2112 code for a protein of 703 amino acids. Gene Ontology annotation, biological process: regulation of signal transduction; translation. The record is from RefSeq and is a predicted model, not a curated record. Lineage: Eukaryota; Fungi; Ascomycota; Sordariomycetes; Sordariales; Chaetomiaceae. Gene Ontology annotation, cellular component: ribosome; mitochondrial large ribosomal subunit. Gene Ontology annotation, molecular function: structural constituent of ribosome; protein phosphatase inhibitor activity.
AUGGCGAGCGCUGUAGAACACACGCCGUCGCAUACUCCGCCGGGGACACAAGCCCCGCGCCCGAAGGGCAUCCUCAAGAACUCGUACCGCGGCUCCCCGCCCAUCUCCCCCACCGACAGCCAACACCCCACCACCACCACGCACCCCAACAGCCCCCCCUCCGACCACCACCACCCCCACGCCCCCCUCACCCCGAAAGAAGCCAAAGAACUCACCAUCGCCAACACGCAAUACAACGCCGGCCACCGCCGCUCUUCCUCCUCCUCCCGACCGGGCGUUACCUCCCGCCGCCAGAGCUCCCUCGCCCCCCACGACGGCGGCAACGACGAACCCGGCCAGCGCCUCAAAUGGGACGAGGCCAACCUGUACCUGACCGAGCAGGAGCGCACCAGCACCAUGAAGAUCAACGAGCCCAAGACGCCGUACGCGAAACACUACGAUCCGGCCGAGGAUCCGUCGGAUGCGGAGGAUGGAGAUGAGGAGGGGGAUGUGGCGCCGCCGAUUGACCCCAGCGCGAUCGAUCUUGAUCGUGUGGAUGGGGUGUUGCCGCGCAGCCAGCAGCAGCAGGGGCGGCGGCGGGCGGCGCAUGAGGAGAUCCCGCAGCUGUCGUUGGGGGAGCCGGAGGAGGAGUUGGAUGAGGAUGAGGGGAUGGGGGUGGCGGAGCGGCCGCGGGCGGUGCAUGUGGAUAGUCAUGGGAGUGGGCAUGAUGCGGAUGAGGAGGAGUAUUUGGUGGGGCUGUCGGCGGAGGAGAGGGAGAAGCAUGCGCGGUUUGAGCAGUUGAGGAAGAAGCAUUAUGAGAUGAAGAAUGUGGCGGCGUUGUUGGGGCAUCCCGAGGAGGAGUUGGCCGAGGAGGAGGGGGAUGAGGAUGAGGAUGGGGAGGGAGGGGUGCCCGCUGUACCUGCUGUACCAGCGCUGCCGGGGAAGGUCGCUGCAAGCCCGAAAACUUCACCCGAGAACACAACGACUAAGCACCAGCUGCGGCAGGGGCCCCUCCAAAGGGCUGCCGGCAGCAGUAGCCGGUCAUUCGGCACUGUUCUGCGCCCCACCACCACAACGGCGACGACGACGACGAGAACCCUCGAAGAGCGAUUUGCACAAAUCCGUAUUGUCUCGCCGGCUGCGAUCAAUUCCACCGUGGGAGGGCGGCGAUAUGCAUCGACCAAGUCACAGGGAGCCUACAAGCUCAAGUCCAAGAAGACCAUCCCCAAGAAGAUGGGCGCGAAGAAGACCGGCGACCAGUAUGUGAUUACCGGAAACAUCAUCUACAAGCAGCGCGGUACGAUAUGGCACCCCGGCGAGAACACCAUCAUGGGCCGCGACCACACCAUCCACGCCGCCGUUGCGGGCUACGUCAAAUACUACCGAGACCCCGCCCGCCACCCCAAGCGCCAGUACAUUGGUGUCACUUUCAACCGCGAGGAUAAGCUGCCGUACCCCGUAUCGGCACCGCGCCGGCGCAAGCUGAGCCUCGUGGCCGUGCCCCGGCGAGUUGAGCAGCCCGUCGAGGAGACCACAGCACCCAGCGGCAUUCCCCGCUCAGUAACACGGCACGAAGUGAUUGAGAAGGCGGAGGCGGAGACUCCCGAGGCGGACAAGGCUGCCGAGAAGCCACGAGAGUUUGUUCCUCUGGCGGAUGGCAACUCGAUCGUCGCCAACCUGGUCCGAGACAAGCUCAGGAGCAGGUUCCUGGCCCAGGCCAAGAGGGAGGCACAUAACCGCGAGAAGCAGAAGGAGCUCGACGCGCGCAAGGGCACCCGUGUGUUCCACCUGCAGCCCGACUACAGCUACCGCGAGAGCAACUGGGAGAUCGGCCGGUUGGUGGGCGACGCCGGCUCCGUGCCCGGCGCCAACGAGUCCGAGUCGAGAAAGGCCAAGUUCCGCUUGCGUAGGAGGAAACGCAUGAUGCACUUCAAGGGCAUCAAGAAGCGCAAGGUGGCCAAGGCCGGCCGCCGCGACGAGUACAGGACCAAGGUGCGCGAGAAGAGAGCGUUGAGGCUGGCUCAGCGGGCGGAGGCUGCAGCGGCGGUCAAGGCUUCCCUUGGAAAGGCUGUGGCCGAGGCCACCAAGGUGGCGGGGAGCAAGAAGGCGGAGAACAAAGAUGUCAAGGCCUGA